This is a messenger RNA of Panicum hallii, 493 nucleotides long. RefSeq lists its product as uncharacterized. The transcript has a single exon. Lineage: Eukaryota; Viridiplantae; Streptophyta; Magnoliopsida; Poales; Poaceae. The record is from RefSeq and is a predicted model, not a curated record. Bases 11 to 382 code for a protein of 123 amino acids.
CCUCCGGGCCAUGGCCGCGCACCGGGAGCUGCUGCUGCUCCUCCUCGCCGCCGCGGUCAUCGCGGCCCUGGCCGCCGUCGCGUCCGCCGACGACGCCAAGCCGACCAUCCUGACCCCCGUGGCGCAGACCCCGCUGGGCUCCUUCGACGGCGACACGCCGGCCUCCGACGACGACUCCGUGGACGACGACGACGACGCCGCGCCCGUCGGCGCGCCCACCGGCGCCACCAUGACCGAGCCCAAGCCCGAGCUCAUCUCCCCGCCCGGCACCGAGGCUACAGCUGGCGGCGCCGCCGCCAGCGGCGCGCCCGCCGACCUCGGGGUGCUGGCGGCCCGCGUGGGCGCCGUCGCGGCGGUCGCCGCAGGAGUCUUCGCCUUCUGAUCGAUCGAGGCACUCUCCGGAGCGAUUGGAGAUUGAUUUCAUUUUAUGCAUGCGUUGUGAUGGGUUGCUGGGACUGGGAAUGAGCAAAGCCGACACCCUCUGCGUGUCUAG